Chiloscyllium plagiosum (whitespotted bambooshark) is the source of this 3394-nucleotide messenger RNA. RefSeq lists its product as uncharacterized. Lineage: Eukaryota; Metazoa; Chordata; Chondrichthyes; Orectolobiformes; Hemiscylliidae. Gene Ontology annotation, cellular component: early endosome. The record is from RefSeq and is a predicted model, not a curated record.
CAGGAGAAUCGACGUUUCGGGUAAAAGCCCUUCAUCAGGAAUGAUGCUCUGAUUGAUAAAUGUGCCAAACGCCUUCAUCAACACCCAGUACACCUGUCAGGCCACUUUCAGGGAACUAUGUACCUGCACCCCUAGGUCCCGGUUUGACAACUCUCCCCAGGGCCCCACCUUUAACCGUGUAAGUCCUUCCCGGGUUUGUCUGACCAAAAUGCAGCAGCUGCCUCCUUUAUCUGCUCACUCCUUGCAGCGUAGUUUGUGGGAGGGUGCCGUGCACAAGUUUGGCUGUUGGGUUUCUGUCUAUAAGUUUGCUCUGGGUCGAUAAACAAGGGGGCGGGGAACUUAGUGUGCCACAUACAAUGAUAUUAGAGAAGGGUAUGAUAUCUUCUCGUGUAAAAGCUCUGGGUAUUGUGGUUGCUAUGGCGGUGACUCCAUUGCGUGUCUCGAUUUGCGCUCGGCCGUUUCAUUGGCAAGUGGUUGCCAGGGAAAGAUUUAAUUCCCUCUGCUCGGUCGAGGGAAAAGGUCUGACUGAUUUAGCUGAAGAGAAAUCCUGGCAGGAGGACCGACCCUGAGGCAUUCGAGAUCAUGUCGCUUAACAAUUUCCACUUCAUCCACAGCAUUAAAAACUCUCCAGCUGUCUUCCGAAGGUUCAAGAAGGACAAGACGAAGAGUCUGUCCCACGGUGAUCCGCUGUUCAAGGUGCACUACACGGGCAUGGAGAAAAUCUACUCGCUGCAGGUGGACCAGACCCGGGAGGUGGUUAACCGCCUGGUGGGUAAGGAUACCGGUAAGGCCUGUAAGGACCACGCCUUGGUGGUGAGGCCACGCUAUCUGGAGGUGAAGGAGAUCUCGAGCGGACGGCAGAUCACCAAGACCUACCUCCACGACAUCGCCUACUGCACGGCGGACAUCGGGCACACCAACGUCUUCCUCUACAUCUGCAAGAGCAAAGGGCAGCUUCAGUGUCGCGUGUUCCUCUGUAGCAAUGCAGAGAAAGCCAAGGCCAUCACCGUCUGCCUGGCCAAGUCCUUUGAGACAGCUUUCAGCCAAUGGCAUGAGACCUACAACAGCCAAACACAGCUGGUUCCCUCGUCGGGCACUGAGCCCGGCUCUGACCAUCAGGACCAUCCUCACCAUGGCACUGAUAAAGGCAGCUCGUUGGACGAGGAAUCGGAAAUGAACCGUCCACUGGAAAGCGACGAGGAGGCGGAGGUCAGGAUGCACCGGGAGUUUCUCCAGCGGGCAACGUCAUUCCGAACCCCUCACCGCCUGGACACGGGGUACCACGAUGUGGAGGAUCUGACCAGGGAUUCCUCAGUCCAGGAGCUGGCUCAGGGCGAGCAGGAGGGAGACUGACCACCCACUCGCUCCCCGCCGGCCUGCUUUAUGUUGACUAAUCCUUAACCAGGGGGAGACAAAACAAACAAACUAAUUGCCAACAUGGGACGCAAAUCUUCAAACCGGAGGCUCUUGUUGAUCCUUGUUUUGAAAUACAAGAGGGCGAUGAUUGCAAUUUCUCCCCCAAGGUUUUAAUCAAUACGACAGCUUCGUAAUGAUAGGUCAUGCUCCGAGAAUGUGACAGCAACACCUCCAACGCAGCAAUGCUUAAGCGUGUUACGGGAAGAUACCUUCUCCUCUUUAACAGCUCGAGGCCUUUUUUUUUCCAGACCUUUUUAUGUUUAAGACCAGGCUGAAUGUCUCCUUGAGCAUGCCUCACCUGAACGAAGAGUAUAUUGUGUUUCGACAAUGAGUUGAUCUCAUUGAAACCGCAGACGAUCCUUUGGGCGUGCUUGACCGGCUAGAGACAGAGGGGCUGUUUUUCCUUGGCUGGGGAGUCCCCAACUGUAUGGCAAGUGGGGGGAGCAGGAGGGGUCGCUGGUUUUGAAAUGAGAUGAGAAGAAAUUUCUCCUCUCGACGAGUUGAGAGUGGAAGGAAGUUACAAACGCAGAGGGUUCACUUGCUGAGUUCGCACCGAAACAGUUUUGUUUUGACACUGAGGGGAUAGGGUUGGAAGAUCAGCCAUCUGGUGGCUUUGCUGGGGAGAGAUAGAGCUCAAAGGGGCCGAAUGGUCUCCUCCUGCUCCUAAUUAAGACAUUACCUGAUGCCCAGUCUGUGCAUUACACUAUGAAACUAUGAGGAGCCUUAAUAAGUUCUGGAGGCAGACACUAACUCCAUUUGACUAACGCUCCCCUAACCAGGAGCUUCCAGUUGCUCUGUAUCACUCUUGGACUCAAGGUUCAAAGUUCUGGCUAGGGCUAAGACAGAACAGCCCACAGUCACUUACUUCUAGCAGGAAAUGGAACCCUGUUGAAAAUGGAUUUGAAAAUUACCCUGAAGGAAAAGAGAUGUUCACUUUGUUCUGAAUGAUACCACUAUCAGUCAGAGAGGGGAGUUCAGGCACAGUUUUAUCUUUUAUGGUGUCUGUUGGAAGGAGACUUUCCAGAUCAAAGGCUCACUAACUGCUUUGUCAUCUGCCAUGUGGGUGUUAGCAGCGUAUGCCACACGGAAGUUUUGUGGAUUUUUUUCAUUUAAAAGCGGAAUUGUUUUACAAACAAUUCCAGUAAGAGUUGAAAUGGAGUUAUUUGCGUCACGUGGAAUUGUACAAAGCGUUCAUCUAAUUCUCACUUACUACCGUUCCCCUCGCAUUCCCCCCCCCCCCCCCCCAACACACUCUCGUCAGCUAGUUCGCCUUUUCCCAUCUCCUUGUCCAUCCUCACCUCAGCAAUACCCUUGUUAACAUCUCUGGCUGGCUGUUCCGUCACACUCUUGGCCAAACUCCCAACUUGCAGCCUCCUCGUGUGUUCAUCCAAAAUGAAGGGCUUUUGCCCGAAACGUCGAUUCUCCUGCUCCUCGGAUGCUGCCUGACCUGCUGUGCUUUUCCAGCACCACUCUGAUCUCUACUCUGCGAAACUAGUCUGCGUGUGCACCAUGUCCUAUUCCCCUAUGACCCCAGCCCUCCCAUUCCUGCUCACUACCCUAAACUGGCUCCUAGUCCUCAGUGUUCAAACUCCCAACUUUAUUGUCAUAUCCACCCAUGGCCUCCUCACAGACCAGUCUGACCCCCACUCCCACCUUCCCUUCUCUGUCUCUCUCUCUCUCCCUUUAAACUCCACAACCCUCUGAGAUCUCUGUGCUCUUCCAAUACCAGCCUCCUGACACUCCUCCAGCAUUGGUGGCUGUGCCCUCAGCUGUAUGUGUGUCCUGAAAUCUGGAAAUCCCUCUCCAUCUCUCUCUCUCUCUCUUGUAUAUUAUGAUGUCCCUUCAAACCUAGCUCUUUGACCAAAACUCUGAGUUACCCGUUUUCUCAUUUCCUAAUAUGUAGCUCGGUGUCAACUUUGUUAACCUUUUGUGGGAUGUUUUGUCUCACAGAAGGUGUUAUAUAAAUUUAUUGUUGUUA